Messenger RNA from Acaromyces ingoldii, 2032 nucleotides. RefSeq lists its product as hypothetical. Gene Ontology annotation, biological process: DNA-templated DNA replication. Gene Ontology annotation, molecular function: chromatin binding. NCBI's taxonomy places the organism in Eukaryota, Fungi, Basidiomycota, Exobasidiomycetes, Exobasidiales, Cryptobasidiaceae. The record is from RefSeq and is a predicted model, not a curated record. The coding region runs from base 56 to 1873 and encodes 605 amino acids. The transcript is spliced from 3 exons.
CGACAUCAAACAUCCUUCCCCCAUUGAUUGUCGCCAAAGAAUAGAACCGAAGAAAAUGGUCGUCGCCUCUAGUACGGAAUUCUCAAAGGCGCUCGCCUCGCCUGCCUCUGUGGUGCAAGAGCUCUUUGAGCAGCAGCAGAAGCAAAGCAGCUCCUCGACCUCGCCCUCGCCAUCGCCCUCGACUGGCCUCGUCCGCGAUGUUCAAGCUCACUUUGAUCGUCUCUUUUCAGAGGCAGACGCCCGGGCAAAGAUUUCGCCACUUACUGGCAAGGUUCUCAAAGAGUUCUUCGAAGCCGACCGGAGCGCUCGCCCCACGCGGUUGGUGCGUUGGCGAUGCAUGAUCCAAGACACGAACAUGGGCGAUGAAGUGACGCCAUACAAGUUGCGUGCUGCCGAUGGGACAUGGAAGAGCGCCUUGUUUGGUGGUGCGAACAACGGGAUUGUCACAGCGGAGCUGGACCUUGACCCUUCCAACAUGGCGUCUUUGACGACGAUGUACGGCGUCUCGCUACCUGGCCAGACGGACUGGUAUCGUCGGCAGGUGGAGCAACCUGGGCUCUCUGAGGACGCCGUGGCGAUGCUCCAGCUCGACGAAGCCGCGUUGCCCGCGCUUCCUGGUGUGGACCUCGCAACAAUGAAGAGGAAGCUCCCGACAAAGAAAGGCUUUGGAGCCCUUCUCAAACUCUACGAUGAGGACCUGGCCGAGGCUUUGCGCGUGGCAAACGUCGUUGACCUCGUCGGGAUCCUUGACGAAGGCGUCCCGCCGACAUCAGGUUGGGCGGAGACGGGCGCUCCUGAACACGCUCUCGACGAGUCGAAUGCCACCUCCAGCCAGCCUGCAAUCCAUGUCCUCUCGCUCUCUCCCGUAAAGACCCUCCAAGACGCACCGCCGAAGCAGGGCAACGACGCAGCAGAUCGAGGUGUGCUGCUUGAGGCUAUCACACGCUCCCUUGGCGGCGACAGUCUCUCUGCCGAAUGGCUCCUCCUCUCUCUCUUGGCAAAGAUCCACACCCGCAAGAGCUCCAAUGUUCUCGGCUCCCUCUCGCUCAACUUGAGCCACUUUCCUUCGCCCACUUCGCCUUCAUCGUACGACAACAGGCUGCCCUCCUUUUUCAACAUCAUUUCGCACCUUCUCCCCUUGUCGGUCCACCAGCCCAUGUCGCUCUCGCACCUCAACGAGGCUUCCAACGCCUUUUCGCCCGCCUCUGCAUCGAGCGGGGGCCUCGAUGCAGGCCGUCUUCAACUCAUCGACGGCACCCUUGUCCUGCUCGACGAGACGUCGAUGGACGAAGGCCAGCUUCGCGAGGGCGGCAUCAACAACAUCCGCACCCUCUCGACAGUCCUUCAGACAAAGAGGCUCGCCUAUGCGUUUCCCUUUGGCACAAACGUCGAGAUGGACGUCGACUUGCGCUUCCUCGUCGUCUCAAACGGCAAAUCCUUUUUGCCCCUCGACGUGCAGGUGCCGCUGGACGCAAAAGACCCGGCGAGACUGUACAGCAGCGGCGGCGGCGGCCGAGGCGACGACAACGAGGCGGUGGCGAUGUUGGGAGGCGCCAAGGCUGAUGGCCUGCGGGCUUACCUCGCCAGGUCUCAGGACCGUAUCGUGGGCAUCACGAUCCCCGAGCCCAUCUCGGAGAAAAUCCAAGACGACUUUGUCGAGUCGAGGAUUAAAGGCGAAGCACAGGGCAAGCCAAGAAUGGAACAGGAGGACCUCGUGAGGCGGCUCAAUGUCGCUAGACUCAUCGCAGCUUCAAAGGGGUCACAUACGGUCGAGUGGGACUGCUACAGGGAAGCGACGAGGCUUGAUGAGCAACGACAGGAGAGGCUGGCUCGCCUGCAGCCAUCUGUGGCAUCAGCAUCCGAGACAAAAUAGAGCACAAGUGCAUGUAUGAUAAAUAUUGUUAAUGAUGAUGUUAAGUGAUGUGAUUCUUUUCUUGUCUUUUGUUUUGUUGUGCUUGAUUCUUCUCUCAGAUUUUUCUUACAGCCUUGAAUGGGCUUGGAUGCCAUCGGCUAGUCAUUUGGGGACAUCGAG